AUCAGUAGAUUAUACAUUGAAGAUCAUACAUGCAGAUUAGAUCAUUGUAUUGAAUUUUUGUCCAAAUUUUGAGAGAGUUUUCCCUCAUAUUGGAAUUUUACACUGUGAAUUAUAUGGGUUGAUGAUUUCUUUGCCAGGGAACAACAGAAGAGGCAAGCUGCAGUUCAGACGGAACAGGGAAAAAGCCAGUCAGGAAGGUUUAAUAUCGAAACAUGUACUUGACAAUAAUGAGUCGGAUUCAAAGAAAAAGGUUCUAGCUGUUUUAGGUGUCUCUACAAAUUUUGGCAACAAGAAAAACAAAGAUGCGAUUAGCAAAGCAUGGGAUGCCUGUUCCCUUUUUCUUGAUUUCUUUAGUUACUUUCUGUCAAAUGCUGCUAAAAAGAAGGCCAACUGAGCAGCACCAUUUUAACUAUGCAAAAACCAUAUAAUAUUCGAGAUUGGAUACUUUUACCACAGAUGUGUAUAUAAAUAAAUAAUAUAUAUGCUAAUUAGCUAAAAAAUAUGCCCCACCAUGGGGCCCGUGUUGGCACGGGCCAACUCUGCCUAGUUGAAUUAAUAAUUUAGUUCAAAGUCCAAAACUCGUAUAAACACAUGAAGUCUUUUAAAGAAAUAAUCAUAUUUGCAGAGAAUA
This is a messenger RNA of Lycium ferocissimum, 631 nucleotides long. Its product is annotated as hydroxyproline O-galactosyltransferase HPGT1-like. NCBI's taxonomy places the organism in Eukaryota, Viridiplantae, Streptophyta, Magnoliopsida, Solanales, Solanaceae. The coding region runs from base 122 to 394 and encodes 90 amino acids. The transcript is spliced from 2 exons. The record is from RefSeq and is a predicted model, not a curated record.